ACCCUGUUAGGGCAGAAGAGUCCAGGAUUGGCAGCAGAACGGACACUCAUGCAUGGUCCCCCAUCCAGGGAUGGGGCACCUGGAUUCGUGGAGGAAGAGAGUAUCUGGGGAUGCAGAUGGGUAGGAGCUGGGCAUCUCUGAGGGAGUGGAGUCGGGGAGAGGGAGAUGGUCUGCACUUACCUGAUCGCUGCUGGGCCUGGGCCUGCACUCCUGGAUCAGCAGUCCCCGCUACCUGGGGACAGCCAAGCCAGCUGAGCAGGAUGAGGCAAAAGACCCCCAGGCCUAGCCAGAGAUGAGGAACUUGAGGCACGUGACUCACCCCAGGCCAUUUAGCCCAGCAGAACAAGGGCUAAGUUUCCUGACCUCCAGGCCAGUCUUCAGUGCCUGACCUAAUGGCAGUUUGUGAGACACAGAAUAAUGGUAUAUGCCCUUAUCUAUAUGGGGGCUUGGUACUGGAGGGGCUCCUGCUCCUGGCUGUGGUUAUUCUGUUCGCCUGCCUGUGUCGGACCCAGCGGAGAGAAGUCCCCAGCCAUCCGCACACGCUCUGGGUGAGGAAGGUGGUAGAAGUCGGUGGGAGAGGGAAGGGGAGAGUGUCCAGAGAGGCCAGGACUUGGGCCACGGGAACCACAGGGAAGUCAGCUGUGAGGAGGCUGGAGAGGACCUGGCACCUUGUGCCCGGGCCCCAGGCCCAGCUCUCCGAGCAGGAGCUCCACUAUGCAUCUCUGCUGAGGCUGCCAGAGCCCUGCCGGGAGGAGCCUACCCUCAACAACAGGAAAGUCUCCAAGGAGGACCCCAGCACCGACUACGCCUGCAUUGCCAAGAACAAACCCACCUGAGCACCCCCAGUGACCUCCCUCUUCCAGGCGGGAGGUCAGGGCCAUCUGUGGUUCACCCAGUAAAGACAACGAUCUCA
Messenger RNA from Manis pentadactyla (Chinese pangolin), 913 nucleotides. RefSeq names its product leukocyte specific transcript 1 (gene LST1). Gene Ontology annotation, biological process: immune response; dendrite development; cell morphogenesis. Gene Ontology annotation, cellular component: membrane. The transcript has 7 exons. The record is from RefSeq and is a predicted model, not a curated record. Lineage: Eukaryota; Metazoa; Chordata; Mammalia; Pholidota; Manidae. Bases 393 to 836 code for a protein of 147 amino acids.